UUAAAAAGGAGUAUUAUGGCAGAAAAAAGGCAGAAAAAAUUUUAAACAACAAUCAAUACAGCUGAAAUUUUUUUAUUAACCUCAAUAGUGUCAAAAAUUUAACACGGAUUUAACUAUUAAACGCAAUUCACACACGACCUAAGUAAUAAAGAAAAUGGUUAAAUUAUCUAUCUAUAAAGAAUGAAGAAAUGCCUCCGUUACAAAUAAAUAAUUGAGUGCCGUUUUUGGUUGAUUUUCUUUUGUUUGGGGUUGUUUAAUCUUUAAGAGCUAUAGUAUGGAAUGCGUUUGCGUUGGCAAAAAUAUUGAUUCGUUCGGUCAGAUGGAAUAUUGUGUUAAGUGCAAACAUAAGUGAUUUUAAAACAAAUAAAGUGCAAACAUAUCUUUUGCAUAUAAUUUUAAGUGUUAUUUGAUGCUCUCUGAUGUUUGUUUAAAGAUAAGAUGGUCGUCGGUUUUAAAAGAAGUGCUUUAAACAACGGUUCUCCCCUUGGCUCAAAAAAUAUUAAUUUUUUAAAGAGUUCCCAAAAAUUAAUUCAGUCAAAUGCAGUUAAUACUAAUACGUCAUUAACAAAUACUAACAUAACUGUGCUAGAAUUGAACUCAAAUUUAACUGCUUUCUUUAAACAUGAAGAAAUGGCAACAACAACUCACACAACCACCAAACAGGAUAUAGCUGCAUUACCCGCACAAACUGUUGCCACAUUUGUAAUUAACAAUAAACGACCAACGAUAAUUAUAUAUCCCACAGUUUCUCCAGAAUCAGUCGUUAUUCCGAUUGUUUCAUGCAUCCUAGGAUUUCCUUUAUUGGCCUUACUUGUUAUAUGCUGCUUGCGGAGGCGCGCUAAACUAGCGAGAGAGCGCGAUCGACGACGAAACUACGACAUACAGGACCACGCCGUUAGUCUGGUCAGAUUUAGUCCAAUUCAUAGGCUUAAUAACAGAUCCUCGCGAGUUAUCAGCUUACGCCCUGAGCGAAGCUUGAGCCAUGGUUUUCCAUCACUGGAACUGGACACUGUGCUAGAAGAACGAAGUGACGUUGAACAAACUCAAACAGAAAUAUUUAAUUCAGACUCUCCAGUCGAAUCAACAUCACAGCACAAUUCAUGUUCCAGCUAACACCUACUACAUGCAAUGACCGCCAAUAACAGUAGAAUAAGUAGUAGUAAAAGUAGUAGUCCUUUAACUUAUUUUGUUGAAAAAAGUAAAUUAAAAAAUAGCAACGACCAUUCGAUAAAAGAACCGAAGCAGAGAACCUUACAUUCUGACUCAAUACUUGGUGGUUCACCAUUGUGGACAACACUGACCCAUGCGCAGACAAUCAGUGAGUUUUCCAAUGAUUGUUUAUAACACUCAACAAUGUGAUUAUCAAGGAUAUGGAAACAUCUUCAUGCAACGAUAAAAUGGAGAAUGUAUAUCUGUACAUAUUAAUAAUUAUUAUUGAAUUCACAUACUUAGUUAAAUAAUAAUAAAAAAAAAAAACAAGACCAACUCUGAA
This is a messenger RNA of Episyrphus balteatus (marmalade hoverfly), 1492 nucleotides long. RefSeq lists its product as uncharacterized. The coding region runs from base 439 to 1113 and encodes 224 amino acids. The transcript has 4 exons. Lineage: Eukaryota; Metazoa; Arthropoda; Insecta; Diptera; Syrphidae. The record is from RefSeq and is a predicted model, not a curated record.